AUGGCAGGAGAAGUAACAGGAUCAAAAAAAAUUACUAAAAGUAGAUUAUUGGAGGAAGAAGCUGAAAAAUAAGAUACUGAUUAUAAUACUUCAACCAAUUUCUAUAAAUUUUCAAUGACCAGAUUUAUUGAUAAUCCAUUUUAUGCAGAUCAAAACUUUCCUAAAAAUAGUAGUGGAUAUUAAGCAGUAGAUCCAAAAUUAAUCGCAGAAACUUAAUCUAAUAUUAGUAAAGCAAAUUCUUAAAUGAAAUUUAAGUUUCCAACUACAAAAAAAUUAGAAAACAAUACAUCAAUUAAAUGUAUAACAGAAGUUAAAAGUGGAGAAUGGGAUGCUGAUGUUUGUAGUACAGUUGAAAAUAAUGGAGAGACUACAUGUUAAUGUGAAUCUUUAAAUCCAACUUCUGUGAUGGAAUCCUUGAAUCUUAUUGCUGAUAAAGCAGCUUAAGUAUUUUCCUUGGAUACUCUAUUGGCAUUUGGAUCAUUUCCAUUUUAUAAGACCAUAGUUUUUUAUUUCUAUAUUGGAAUCACAGGUAUUUAUAUAUGGGUUGUCUAUUGGGGAGUUAAAGUUGAUAACGAAAUGUUUGCAAAAAUUCAUGCUGCAUAAGAAUUAGCAGAAUAAAAAUUAAAAGAAGAAAAACUUAAAUUAGAGAAUAUUGAAAAUGACCCAGAAAAUAAAGAAUAGAAUAAAGAAAUUACAGAAAACAAAUAGGAAUCUCAUUCUUUCAGACAGCUUGAAGAAAUAAAAGAUAAUGAUACUCCUCAGAUUGAAGCCUUACCAAAUUUAGAAAAAAAUAUCUUUAGAAAUCCUAAAUCGUUUGAUAGAGUUAUACUUGAGAACAAACUCUCGAUGAUUAAUUCUCCAUAAGAAUUCCUAAUUAAUCAAACUCCUGAUUCUAAACUUGAUAUCAACAUUGUCAUACCUAAAGGAUCAGGAACUGACCUCCUAUUGCAAAGACAAUGUUCUAUAAAAAAUGAUAAUAGAGUUCAAUCUUCAGAAAAUCUUAAAAAUGUUGAAGAUUCAGAAAAAUAGGAGAAUGAUAAGAGGAAGGAAACAGAAGGAAAUUAAAAUGAGAAGGAUAAACCAAAAGGAUUAAAGGAUUUAACAAUAAAGAAUUCUAUCUCUAGAAUUAAAGCCUAUAUUGAAUACCUUAAGUUUUUCCAUCAACUAUUAUAGAUAAUAUAUAAAUCAGAUUAAAAGAAACCUAGAGGCUUGAGAGCUUCAAUUGUUUACACAAGUAUUUUGGGUAGUUUGGCUGUGCUAUUUGUAUUUAAUCAGCCAAAUAAUCUUAGUUUUACAGUCGCUUUAGCUUUAUUAACUGCUCCUAUUAAUAAAAUUUAUUAGAUUAUUCUUGAAAAAACAUUAUCACAUAAAAAGAAGAUAGUUAGAUCAAUUGGAGCUGUUUUUAUGAUAAUAAGUGCUGGUCUCAUUUCUUAUGUUAUGUUGGCAGGCUUGGUAAUGAUGGAUUCAGUGGAAACUGCUAAUUAAUGGAGCUAUAUCUUUGUAGGAACCUUUACAAUGGAUAAUUUAUUUUAUUGUCCAAUUUCUUUAAUUUUCUAAUAUGUAGUUCAUAUGGAAUUCAUUAGGCUGCCAAUUUUCUAAAAGUUGCUCGAUAAGAUACUUGACGAAAAGGCUAAGGAAUUUUUGUAUGGUUUAAUUGAUAAUUUAGGAGGAGAGGAAUGA
This is a messenger RNA of Paramecium primaurelia, 1680 nucleotides long. NCBI's taxonomy places the organism in Eukaryota, Ciliophora, Oligohymenophorea, Peniculida, Parameciidae. The record is from the annotation of a GenBank genome assembly.